Messenger RNA from Vanrija pseudolonga, 1620 nucleotides. RefSeq names its product Putative amidase. The record is from RefSeq and is a predicted model, not a curated record. Bases 1 to 1620 code for a protein of 539 amino acids. NCBI's taxonomy places the organism in Eukaryota, Fungi, Basidiomycota, Tremellomycetes, Trichosporonales, Trichosporonaceae. The transcript is spliced from 5 exons.
AUGUCCCCAGCCAAGAUUCCUCGCCCCGCGGCAGAGCUCGCCGCGGAGGCCAUCGCAGUGCGCGACAGCACCAUUCCAGCGGCGUACCGCCUGCCGAAGAACACCAAGCUGGCGAAGAACGUCACGGGCGUCCUCUCGACCAGCGGCAUCCUGUCGGCCGCCGAGCUUGCCAUCGUCGAGCUGGACGCCACGCGGCUCGCGGAGGCGCUCGCGGCGCGCAAGUACACCGCGGUCGAGGUGACCACUGCGUACGUCAAGGCCGCGGCGAUCGCACAGCAGGUGACCAACUGCCUUGUCGAGCUGUUCGCCCCCGAGGCGCUCGAGCGCGCGGCGUGGCUCGACGCCGAGCUCGAGCGGACCGGCGUGCCAGUCGGCCCGUUCCACGGCGUACCCGUCAGCAUCAAGGACCACCUCGACGUCAAGGGGCACGACUCGCCGAGCGGGUUCCUGGACAUGAUCGGCAACGUCGCGACCGAGGACGCGUACAUGGUCGAGAUUCUGCGUAACGCCGGGGCCGUGUUCUACUGCAAAACAACCAACCCCCAGAGCCUGAUGCACCUCGAAACAGAGUGUUACCUCGGCGUCACCGCGUCGCCAUGGAACACGGACCUCACGGCCGGCGGGAGCAGCGGCGGCGAGGGCGCGCUGAUCGGGAUGAAGGGCAGUCCGUUGGGCAUCGGCACGGACAUUGGCGGCAGUGUGCGGAGUCCCGCCGCCGCAUGCGGCAUCUACUCGUUUAAGCCGUCCGUCCGGCGCCUGCCCUACGGCGGCGCCAACAUCCCCGUCGGCCCGGCUGGAUGGGAGGGGAUUCUGGGCACGCACGGGCCGAUGGGGCGCAGCGUGGACGAUUUGGAGAAGUACAUGCGGCUCGUGGCGAGCACGGAGCCGUGGAAGCGGGACCCGACGCUCGACGUCAAGCCGUGGCGCGAGGUCCAGCCGAAGCGCCUGCGCGUCGGCGUGCUCUACGACGACGGGGUCGUGCGCCCCGUCGCGCCCGUGCGGCGCGCGCUCGACACCGCGGUCUCCAAGCUGCGCCAGAGCGGCGCGUUCGACGUCGUCGAGUACGCCCCGUACCGGUCCGCCGACAACUGGGAGAUCAUCUCGGCGCUGUACUGGCCCGAUAACGGCAAGGCCGUGUACGACCAUAUCGCCGGCAGCGGGGAGCGCGUGCUGCCGCUUACGGAGUGGAUCAUUGGUCAAGCUGGGGACAGGGAGCGGUCGCGCGAGGAGCUGUGGGACCUCGUCGCCCGCCGCGACGCCUUCCGCGCCGCCUUCGCAGCCCACUGGCAGGCCACCGGCAUGGACAUCCUCCUCACGCCCGUCGGGCCGACCCCGGCGCCGGCGCACGGCACGGCGCGGUACUGGAACUACACGAGCUUCUGGAACCUGGUGAACUACCCUGCGGUUGUGUUCCCCACGGGUGCGCACGUCGACCCGGCCAAGGAUGCCGAGGCGGCGGCUUACACGCCGCGUAACGACGCCGAGGCGGACGUGUACGACUCUUUCGACGCCGCUGCCAGCGUCGACGCGCCGCUGUGCCUCCAGACUGUGGGGUAUAUCGGGUACGAGGAGGAGACGCUGUGGGCGACCAAGCAGAUCGUCGAGGUGAUUCAGAAGUAA